Messenger RNA from Hermetia illucens (black soldier fly), 2052 nucleotides. RefSeq names its product forkhead box protein D3-A-like. The transcript is spliced from 11 exons. Gene Ontology annotation, molecular function: RNA polymerase II cis-regulatory region sequence-specific DNA binding; DNA-binding transcription factor activity, RNA polymerase II-specific. Gene Ontology annotation, biological process: anatomical structure morphogenesis; regulation of transcription by RNA polymerase II; cell differentiation. NCBI's taxonomy places the organism in Eukaryota, Metazoa, Arthropoda, Insecta, Diptera, Stratiomyidae. The coding region runs from base 752 to 1816 and encodes 354 amino acids. The record is from RefSeq and is a predicted model, not a curated record.
UUUGGAGUAAUUUAGAACACAAUUUAGUCAGCUACCGAAAGCCAAAUAGUAAACAUCGUUUAAUUUACUAACAUUUCGCGCUCGGCAUUCACAUUAGCCUCCCUAUUUUAUAAAUAUACAAUUCAUUAUCCGAAACCCACUUGGUCGGGAUUACCGCUGAAGAGCUGGACGUGUGGUAGCGUAGGGGACACGGACGUCGGGCCUGACACACACGCACGCUGCAAAAAAUAAUGGAAUCGUGAAUAAAAAUCGUAAGGAGUGAAGGAAGUGUGUGGCGAAACAAUUCGGGAGAAUACGAGCAUAAUGGAUAUAAAUUAUAUGCGUUCACUUGAUGUCUAUUAGUAAACAUGUUCACAAGUUAGUAAACAUUCGGUUGUUAUUCGUCUCUUUUAAUAAAUACAAAUUUAAUCUUUGACUCGUUCGACGUGAAACAACAGAGAUAUUAGCAGAAGCACGACGAGCGAUUGUGAAAAGUUCCUUCGUGUUUUGUUUUACAAUAAAUUAUUAUUUACUGAUCGACCGACAAACAACAUUCGGGAAAUGUGUAAAUAACGUCGCUGAUACCACAUUUUCCUGAAAAGUUCAAUGAGUUCAAAGAAAAGUGCCAAUUGAUAAAAAGUUGUUGUUUAUAAAAUAUACGUUUGGUGAUAACACACCACCUCCACGAAGCGCAGGCACUCGGGGCUACGUGAGCGGAAAACCAAGCCAUCGUGGACUAUUACUGCAGGAGGACUUUCGCGGUUGAUUCUUAAUGCUGACAGCAUCCCAACAUUCGGAGAUGACGCCUCCUGAAGGAGGACAGUUGACUUAUACAGAUUCGAAAUGGCCUUUGGGUUUAUUAGCCAUACCAAAAAUCAAACAGGAGCCAUAUCCCCUUGGACAUUUGGUGUACGAUAACGUGAAAACAUCCCAACACACAUCUGUGAUAGAGAGAGUACCCGAGACGCAUAGCUCGCCGAAACCUUCAAUUCCCUCGAUUAAAACAGAAGACAUACAAAGUUUAGUUUUGAAUGAACGUCCGAAUACAAAUAGUUCAAAUGCCAAUUCGGUGUCAUCUGAAAGGAGUUCAACGACAAAACCACCUUACAGCUACGUAGCGUUAAUAGCAAUGGCAAUACAGAAUUCACCGAUGAAACGGGCGACACUAAGUGAAAUCUAUUCUUUCAUAACAUCGCGGUUCCCAUAUUUCGAAAAGAACAAAAAAGGCUGGCAAAAUUCAAUCCGACAUAAUCUAAGUUUGAAUGAAUGCUUCCAGAAAGUACCUCGAGAAGGUGGUGGAGAAAGAAAAGGAAACUAUUGGACAUUAGAUACCCAAUAUGAGGAUAUGUUUGAAAAUGGCAACUACAGAAGGCGGAGGAGAAUGAAGAGGCCUUACAGGACUGCGGGCCAUUUUUCGAAAAUGUUCAGCGAACCGUAUGGCAACCCAACAAACUUCCCCUCGCGGCCCACGUUAUUUACUCAGAAUCCUUAUCAAACAUAUCCAAGAUAUGACGCAGGGGCCCAUUGGAUGCCACCCAAUUAUCCUUCAUGUUCGACGCGGUCAGCGUAUUCGUAUAGCAAUCCAUUGCAGCAACCCGUUCAAACCGUGCCUUUGAACACGUACCCAAGCAUCCCCAACAACAUAGCGAUAUCCACAAUUUCUGGAAGGCCGUCAUCACCGUGUUCAAGACAUUACGAUAGUGCGCCAUAUCCAUACUGGGAUCCAUCAUUGUCGCUUUCCAUGAUGAAGGAUGAUUUAUCAUUACAAGUGAGUGUAAACUCUUCGCAACAGGAUUAUUCGGCAAACACGAAAGAGUAUCUCCAGCAGCAACAGUAGUUCCAAGGUUAUUGUUAUUCUAUAAGGGAAGGAAGUAUUUAUUUGAAUGGUCCUAGAAAGUUUUUAACAUUACGAAGGUAACUUCGCGGCUCAAAAUAUUUAAAUUUAACUUAAGUACAUUAUUGGAAAAAAAUCAUUUAACUAGUUUAAGUACAAUCCGAAGCAUGUAAAAUAUUUAUUAUAUCCGUCCAAGUUCAUUGAUAAAGAAAAGCAAAUGUAAUAAAAAGUUACACGUA